UUUGUGGGGUCUUUUUACAUUCAGUAAAAUAAUGAGCUCUCGAAAAGAAGAAAGUUUAGCUGAAAUUAUAUCCGAGGAUUUUUUACAGUGUGGAAUUUGUCUAGAGGAUUUCAAAUCUCCGAAGACACUCGCUUGCCUUCAUACAUUCUGCCACGAUUGCCUGAAAGCUUUCCACGCCAAGUGUUCUGAUCAAACUGUUGCGACUUGUCCAACGUGUAGGGACGAGACCCCGCUGAAGGACUGCGACAUUCAAUCUCUGAAGGACAAUUUCGUAUUGAGCAAUUUACAAAACGUAGUGUCCUGGAUGGCGUCUAAUGUUCCGGGGAAACCUAGUGUUUGUGAUAAUUGCGAAGCUGACGGCCAGAGAGAGACGGCGGUAGUGAGAUGCAAUGAUUGUGACGAAAACUUAUGUGGACAGUGCUAUAAGGCUCAUUCCCGGAUGAAGCUGACCAAGAACCAUAAAGUGGACCAUCUAUCGGGCCAAGAUUUGGCCACUGAGAAGAAAGUCAUCGCUCCAACAGCCGGGAGGGCGGGUGGCCAACUGGAUUCAACGACAUUUGAUAGAUUCAAAGAAUUCAAAUGCGAGUCACAUUCUGAAAGUGUCAAGCUAUUCUGUAUCAAAUGCGAGGUCCCCAUUUGCCUUAUUUGCUACGCGACGGAACAUACCAACCACAACUGUUUGAAUUGGAAAGAUGCGGUCGAACAAGAGUGUCAGAAAGUACGUGGAAUUUUAACCGAGAUGGCUAAGAAGACCGACGAUGCCAAGUCAUCACUGCAGGCUGUAAACGAAGAUAUGCAACAGCUCGAAGCACGAAUGAAUGAUGUCGUCACUAAUAUUGGUAAUAAACGAAUAGCAUUUUACUCCCUAGUAGACCACUACGCUAAUAGUCAGAUAAACAAAGUCCGAGAGACUCUAAAAGGUGAAAUCAAGCAGCUGGAUAUGAAACGAAACGAAAUCUCGGAUGGCAUAGAGAUCAGCCAACAAGAAUUAAAAAUGGCCGAACACGUACUUCGAGAAGGUAGCGAUGGUGAGAAGGUUGCGUUAAAGAAAAAACUGCGCGAGAAGAUACAGGCAUUGGAAGAUAUAAAAGGUGGCGUGGAGGUUGGUCAGCAAAGCACUCGCGUCCAAUUCCAGCCGGGAAUCCUUACGGAGGGUACAAUUGAAAGUCUUUUCGGAAGAGUUUACCUCAGUAAACCAAAACCACCACAGUCUGAAAACAACGAAGCUAUUGAUACUUUGACUACCGUUGCUGCCAACGUUGUAGAAACACGGCAACCCAUGGUCUCAAUGUCGACACCAGUACGGAUCGAACCACCCACCCCUCCACCUAAGAAACCAGGCGGAAAAUCACCACUGAUGGUAAUCGAAACCCGAACUCCAAGCGACAACCACGCAUGCAAUAUCACCGGACUGGCACUGCUACAAAAUGAUAACAUUGUCAUCGCCGACAGUGCCAACAGCGUCGUGAAGCUUUUUGCGCACGAGGGUUAUAUUCUGAAAGAGAUGCGUAAGUCCCAUGAGUUGCUAUCUCCGUAUAGCAUUGCGAUCGCCCAGGACGACAGAAUACUCGUCACAGAUGGUGGUAACAUCAAGGCCACCUUAUCAAGUGCUAUGCGUAGUAACGUGGUUCUCGACUGCAAAGUCCAAGCUCUCGGAGGCAUUGCUUUACACCCAGUAACUGGUAAUGUUUAUGUUACUGAUCGACAACGUAGCAAUAUUUACGUCUGUGAUGUGCGAGAAAGGAAAAUAAUACGGGCAUUGACUGAAGCAGGCCACUUAAAAUCAAGAGGUUGUACGUAUCUUGCCAUCAACUCGAACAACCAACUGGUUGUUUCAUUUCCUGUUAGCGGUGUUGUACAAGUGUUCACCCUCAUUCCUCAAGUGUCGCUUUUAGGAACGUAUGGUCCAGUGGGGUUCAGUCCAGGUGGUCUCUGUAUCGACAGAGAGAACAACGUCAUCGUUGCUGAUAUGAACGCCAAUCGAGUGGUCGUUCUGUCUCCCACUGUACAGAUUAUGAAAUCAGUCCUGCUGACUCAGGAAGACGGGAUCGAAAGGCCACAGGUCGUGGCGCUAGACAAACAAGGCCGACUGCUCGUCGGAGAGGAAAGAAGUGGUAAAGUGAAAAUAUUUCCCUACGAAAAACCAUGAACAGUGAGCAGAGGGUAAUACACAAUGAAUGAUGGACUUUGCGUAAUGAACAGUGAAUAAUGAACAGUGAGUAAUGAACCAGUGACCAGUGAGUACUAUGCAGAUACAAGAACUUCAUGUAGGCCUGGUAUCCGAGCCCCUUGAUAAAUCAUUGUACCGUGUGUGACACUCCGAUGAAACAAGCACACGGUACAUACUCACGGUAUGGCGUGAAUACUACAAUAAACAGCGAAAACAAUAUUUAUUACAAAUUAUAUAUGCUAAAAUGAGGAGUGCAAAUAGAGUUGUGUUAACCAUUAACCAGAAAACUGUUAAUCGUGUCUGGUUAAUACCCCUGUGAAGUCAAAUCAGAGUACUAGUUAAGUUUAUAAUGG
Molecule: messenger RNA, 2523 nt
Organism: Owenia fusiformis
Lineage: Eukaryota; Metazoa; Annelida; Polychaeta; Sabellida; Oweniidae
Source: the annotation of a GenBank genome assembly